AAAGUGGGGUGGAGAGAGGAGGACCUGGGCAGCUUGACUCUUCAGGUUAAAAAGCCACGAAACAGACCAGGCUCAGUCUAGAUCAUUUCUUCUCUGCUCCUCUACAGCUCCAAUUCUAAUCAACCAUGGCCAGUUUGCUGAGCCCCUCACUGCCCCUGUUGGCUGCUCUGGCCCUGACACUGGCCCUGGCUGUGAUCCCUGCAGCCAGUACUAAUGCUGAAGCCGAGCAGGUGGCAGUAGGUGGAGUGGAGCCAGCUGACCCUAAGGAUGAGGAGGUGCAGAAAGUGGUAAACUUUGCUGUUAAAACCUACAAUGAUAUGAACAAUGACCUGAACCUUAGCAAGUCAAUACGAGUGAUGAGCGCCAGCCAGCAGGUUGUGGCUGGGAAGAACUUCUACUUGAAAAUUGAGCUAGGCCGAACCACAUGUACCAAAGCCCAGUCUGAUUUGGCUGACUGUCCCUUCAUGGAACAGGCAGAUCAGCAAAAGAGGGUCAUCUGUAAUUUCCAGAUCAACGUUGUACCUUGGCUGAACAAGAUGUCCAUGACAAACUUCAACUGUUACAAUGCCUAAGAAUCUAUGUCAAGCUACAUUUCUGCUGAUUAUCUCUUACUCUUAUCGAAUCUUCUACUUAAGUUCUCCUUUUCUCAGGCCUCAGAUCUUAGUCACAGAGGAUGUCUCUUGAGAGUGCUAGCAACAAGAGAAAGAUAGAGACAAGCUCUGGACACCUAAGUAGUGAUUCCCUUGUUUCUUUGUUUUACUUGCUUUUCAUAAAUAACUGUGGAGCCUACUGUUUAUCCUUUGCUCAAUAAAAAAAAAAUAGCAUUAGGUC
Grammomys surdaster is the source of this 831-nucleotide messenger RNA. RefSeq names its product cystatin 10. The record is from RefSeq and is a predicted model, not a curated record. Bases 126 to 572 code for a protein of 148 amino acids. The transcript is spliced from 3 exons. NCBI's taxonomy places the organism in Eukaryota, Metazoa, Chordata, Mammalia, Rodentia, Muridae. Gene Ontology annotation, molecular function: cysteine-type endopeptidase inhibitor activity.